AUGAUCCUGGAUAUGGAUGGAGUUCUCUACAAGAACUCCGGGGUGGAAAACGAUAUUGUGAAGCAGCUGGGCAAGGCCACUGAGCUUCUUGGCUUGGAGCCUGAGGCACACCAAAGGCUCUUCCAAUCCUAUGGAUCAACAGUCCAAGGACUGCUGCGUGAGGGCCAUCUUUCAGGAGAAGCCAUGCAGGACUUCUAUUCCAAGGUCUACGACGGAGUCAACCUUGAGGCAUUGAGGCCUGAUCCGCUGAUGGCUCUACAGCUCCAGCAGCUGAGGGCGGACAACGUGAAUUUGUGGCUGGCCACCAACUCGCCGCGCUCAUUCGUGGAUCGAGUCCUCAAGGCUCUUCAGAUUGACGGGGACCUGCUGCGCAUCGUCUGCCCAUCGCCGGAGAACGGCUGGGUCAACAAGCCUGAUGCCAGGUUUUUUGAGACAUUGCCCCGGACGUCAAACGCAAGGUUUUUCGAUGACUCGUUUGGCCAUGUGCGCGCUGCCGUAGCUGCUGGGUUGCCCGCUGCCCAUGUGAAGCGCUCGGAUGAUGUGAUGACGCUUGUGGCAGAUGCCCUGUUGGUGGUCCCCUCAUGCUGGCGCCUGUCCAAGAGCCAUUACCUGCAGGCCAAAGAGCGCGCAGAUCUUCGAGCCCUAGCGGGUGAUGUGCAGGCACGAUUGGCUGUCGAGCUUGCCUCCCGAGGCCGGCAGAUUUCUGUUCUUGAUCUUGGUGCAGGCACGCUCUCGAUGCUUUCUGUGAUUCUGCAGGCCUUACCAGAAGGUUGUCGGGUGAAGUACACAGCCGUGGACCGGGAUGAGGUGCUGCUGAAGCAGGCUGCGGUGGAGCGCUCCUCGGAGAGUGAUGCUAUCGAAGCAUUGGAAACGGUGCCGCCGCAGACCUUGAUCGUUGGCUUUUUGGCAGCAAAUUUGCAAGAUGCCGGAGCUCUGCUCUACUUUCCUAUCCACUAUGCCGGCGUAACUGUCUUCCAAUCCACACGUGAUGUGGAAAUGGAGUUGCUUACGCGGGACUACAACCGCUCUCUGGAGUGCCGCGGCCAGGUCACCAACGUGACGUCCUUUUACAAGACGCUGGGUGAGACGAUUGCAACAGGAGCAUCCCCUUGGAUCCUUGACUCGAAGGUUGGUCCAGAUCUUAUGAAGCAGCUGAUCUCCUUCAUGGCAGUCAAUGCCCUAGGCUUCCACGGCCACACUGAAGUGGCCAAGGCUGUCGCAGCGCUGCAGGGCCCUGACGACCUGGCCGAGGAUGUUGUCUUGAAGGUGGAGAAUGUGGACUACCUCGGUCAAGUUCCGGAUGCGUCACAUGUAGCGCCUCAGCGUUUGGUUGUGGAGUUUUCCGGCCCCGGCAAAGUGCACCUGGCUGCUAGAUGCUUCCAGUAUCAAGGCAGCAGAAGCUGGUGUCUUGUCUUGGAACUCUGGCUCAGGAUCUCGGCCGGGACAGAGAGGCGAAUGCUGAUGCAUGGUCCAGGCUUGGAGCCGUUAGACGUGGCCCACGCUUACGGUCAGACAUCUUGGCCUUUCAGGUACGGGUACUGCAUCGUUGGGAUCGUUCUUGACUCGGAAUCGGCUGACCGCUCGCCCGGGGAUAGAGUUUUCUGCUUCCAUCCUCAUGCCAGCCACGCAGUCGUACGCCUUCCUGCCAUCAAGGAAAUUCCAUCCGAUAUCUCGGAUGAGGAUGCCGUGUUCUUUGCCAACAUGGAGACAGCCUGCGCUUUAUGCCAAGAUGCUGCCCCGGUGAUAGGGGAGUCUAUCGCUAUCUUCGGAGCAGGAACGGUUGGCGCUCUCACGGCGGCAGUGUUGGCGCACCACGGGCACGCUGUCACCGUUUUCGACACCAGGGCCGAGCGGGUCACGGCGUUGCAGCAAAGAUUUCCAACAGUCUGCAGUGAAGGCGAUGACUUUGACAUCUGCAUUGAAGUGAGUGGCUCACAAGAUGCACUGGCCUCUGCCAUUCAGCUGUGCCGUCGCGGCGGGACCGUUGUGCUUGGCUCACUGUAUGAGGAGUCCGUCACGAGUCUCCCGCUGGGUCUUCGUUUCCACCGUUCGGAGAUCUCUAUGAAAGCAUCGCAGGUAAGCCGAAUUCCUGCACAGCUUUCGACGCGCUGGGAUAAGGAGCGACGGAGCAGUCUGGCAUGGUCGUUCAUUCGAGAGCUACGCCCCAAGGAGUGGAUCGACUUGACUUUCGUGCCAGUGUCUACUGCCCCAGCCGUGUACCAGGAGCUGAUCGGGAGUGGCAAGGUGGGUGGAAGUGACAGCUCACCGCAGCAACGGAUCUUCACCUACAACGACAAAUGA
Molecule: messenger RNA, 2301 nt
Organism: Symbiodinium pilosum
Lineage: Eukaryota; Dinophyceae; Suessiales; Symbiodiniaceae
Source: the annotation of a GenBank genome assembly